Verticillium nonalfalfae is the source of this 1872-nucleotide messenger RNA. RefSeq lists its product as uncharacterized. The record is from RefSeq and is a predicted model, not a curated record. The coding region runs from base 1 to 1872 and encodes 623 amino acids. Lineage: Eukaryota; Fungi; Ascomycota; Sordariomycetes; Glomerellales; Plectosphaerellaceae. The transcript has 2 exons.
AUGCUGGCCGGCAUUGCCUAUGAGGCCCUGCUGGGAGGGUGGCUAGACGUCGCCCUCAUACUCGUCUUCACAGCUUGGCGGGAGGCGGCAUUGAUCCGCUACGCCAUCAUCGCUGUAGGGUCCUCACUAUUGAACAACCAUGUCACCUGGUUGGUGGUUUUCUGGCCAUACAUCAAACAAUUGGCUAUCAUCUCCUUUGCUUUCCUGGUUCUGGGGAGCUGGUUACACGGGACCCCUGCCAAGCAAACGACGUGGGCGGGAUUGGGGAAGCCCCUCCUCAUCCCAGCCAAGACGACGCAUCGGAGAACCUUCCCCGCCAAGCAUGGCUUCUCAUACUCCUAUCUUGUUGUCGGCGUUCCAGUCGGCUGGACCGGGUCCGCCGGCGGCAUGGUCUCUUCAGGGACUGAACUGGACUCUUCCGGUGGCGGUAACGCCAUUUCAUGGCUGAGAGCGAAGACCCAUGGGACAUGUGCAUGGUUUCACGUCAACGAAGCAGACCACCUUGGGAGAGAGCCUGGGACCCUUGAGACCAAGUUGCACAACUACUUGAAGUCACAGGACGUUGACCCCAACGCGUACCCUCAUGCCUAUCUCGUCACCGCGGCUAGCUUUCUGGGUUACAACUUCAACCCAGUUUCAUUUUGGUAUCUCUACACGACAGACAAGACGCUAGCAGCCAUGAUUCUGGAGGUCAACAAUACCUUUGGCGAACGGAGAAUGUAUUUUCUGGCCAUGGACGAAAGAGUGGCCGACGAACCCGAUACCAAUACUAGCAGGUUAUCAAAGUCCUGGCCGAAGGACUUUCACGUCUCCCCAUUCAAUUCUAGAAAAGGAUCGUACUCGCUGCAAAUUCACGACAUGUUGAGUUCGAAUAGCAACAAACCAGGCCGUCUUGAUGGCACCAUUACUCUCAAGUCUUCCAAGGACCACCCCAAGAUCGUCGCCCGCCUCUUCCAAGAAGGAGAUCCCGUUGACCCCACAACAGCGAGCUUGGCCACGAAGUUGAUGUUCCUCCUCAGCUGGUGGUGGGUGGGCUUUGUGACGUUUCCAAGGAUCGUCAAGGAGGCAGGUCGGCUUUUCUUCCGCCGCAAGCUCCACGUCUGGUUCCGCCCCGAGCCCCUCAAAGACAGCAUGGGCCGUGUCGCCGACACGACGGAGCGGCAGCUGGAACCCAUCUUCCGGGAUUAUUUACACCACCUCGUACAGCAGUCGGGUGCAAAUCUGACCGUCAAGUACACCUCGAGCAGUGGAGACGCGCCCCUCAUCAUUAAAGGAACCUCCUCCUCGGGGCCGGUCAGCCAGCACACAGAACCGCGAGCCGCCGAUAGCGACGACCAAAUCGAAUUCAGAGUUCUGACACCGGUGUUCUACACCCGGUUCGUCCACUACGCGCAUGACUUUGAGGCAGUCUUCAGCGAGCUACGCGAGAGCGAAACGAUAUGGGUGUCACGGCCCGAGCUGCUGCCCCGUCUCUUCGUGUCGAAGAAGGCUGCGGCGCCGCUGAGGAUUAGCAGCCCACUGGACUUUGUAUAUUUUAAAGCGAUCCGCGCGCUGCGAGAGCGGCCGGAACGCAUCGAGCGACCACUGACGUCGAGCGUGGUGGCCGCACCGUCCGAGAAGGCGGGUACACAGCGGACGGAUGACCUGAGGCAGUUCCGCAUCUCAGGUAUGGACGGCUUUGUCCUCGCACAUGAGGACAAGCAUGUGCGGAAACUCUACCGGUCGCUCGUGCUGAGGGUCUUCCUUGCUGAGAGGUUAGCCCUGGGUUCCAUGGAGCUGCUCUGGUUGCAAGAGCUGAUUCUCCGUGUCGGCACGGCCUGGGCAGUUUCUGAAAACACAAGUGGCUAUCUCGCAGGCAGAAUCAUGGCGUAG